Messenger RNA from Dioscorea cayenensis subsp. rotundata (Guinea yam), 664 nucleotides. RefSeq names its product succinate dehydrogenase subunit 7, mitochondrial-like. The transcript is spliced from 4 exons. The record is from RefSeq and is a predicted model, not a curated record. Lineage: Eukaryota; Viridiplantae; Streptophyta; Magnoliopsida; Dioscoreales; Dioscoreaceae. The coding region runs from base 1 to 342 and encodes 113 amino acids.
AUGAAAAAUAUUCACAAUCAUCUCCAGCUCAGGAAAUCGAGAAGCUGCGCAACAAUGGCGAUCCCGUUCUCCAAGACCUCCCUCUUCUCUGGAUUCAGCUCUCGCUUGCAGAAGGCGGAUCCCUUCCAUCUACCUCGCCGAGGAUACCAUAUUGAUCUUGGAGCUCGUGAGAAGGCGCUGUUAGAAGAAGACCCUGCAUUAAAAAAAUUCAAAUCAUAUAAGAAUACUGUGAAGAGAGUGUCAAGAAUUGGAGAUGUCCUUACAAUUCUUGUUGUUGCUGCUUGCAGUUAUGAGUUUUAUGCUGUGGCUGUCUUAAAGAGUGAACAGAGGGAGCAAAAUUAAUGGAUAUGUUGUUUGCAUGAGCUGGAAUGGGGUAACUAGAACUUUGCACUGUUGUUUUCCCGGAUUAAAAGUAGUAUUUGUUGGCAAACACCUUUUAAGUAAUUCUUAUCACAUCUUUUGGAACUUUUCGUAUAUCAUGACAAUUAGCGUAAGUUAUAGUGUGCAUAAUGUUUAAUCAGAUGAUUAAAUGUUUGCAAAAUCAAGCAGGUAUUAACUUGAGGUUCUUUUUGGCAUUUAUGAACAAAGCCAUUGUUGGAGGAUCCUGUCAGUCUGUUAUCAAAUUUAAUUUUGGUAAUGUUUAUAACAAUUAAUUUCGCCUGUU